UGGGGUUAUAUGACAUCAUUAAUGUUAAACCCGACCUUCCGAAAUCAAUUUUGAUACUUUUUACCAAUAUUCAUGAAACCCCCAGGUCUGUGAUAGCAAGGGUGAAUUGGAACGUUUCCUCCUUCUCUUAAAAGUACCGGCGGCAUUGUUGAAUCGGCCGCGACAUCCCCGUUGGCGUGCAAUUCUGGGAGGGGCGUCCUGUCGGCAACCGAGAAUGGCGGUUGCGGAGGAGGCUGUAUGAGGAGAGAGGAAGAGAUGGGGGCUUAGCGAUUAACAUCCCUUUUCUCGAGACGUUGUCCCUUUCUUUUGUCCAUCGGCCCUGUAAACCGGGAUGGAGGAUUCUCGCGAGGACCAUGAACUGCAUUUCUGCCAUUUACUGAAAGUGGAGGAGCCCAUGACCAUCUCCCUGCCGGAGCCCCAUGGGAAUACAGCUGAGGUGUCAGUUACUCCUGAUACAAUUCACAAGGUGGCUGUAUCUCCUGAAAUGGUAACCAGUGCUGAUAUGGGAACCCUUAGCAAGGGUGUGAAAUAUCAAGGUAGCCAGCAUAUAAUGGAGAGUGCAAAGUAUUGCCAUGGAGUCAACAACAACCCUGGCUAUCUGUGUGAGACAGGCCACUGUUGUGGGGAGACAGGCUGCUGCACGUACUACUACGAGCUGUGGUGGUUCUGGUUGCUGUGGACGGUCCUGAUCCUGUUCAGCUGCUGUUGUGCAUACCGGCACCGGCGAGCCAAAUUGCGCAUCCAACAACAGCAGAGACAGAGAGAGAUCAACCUCAUCGCUUACCACGGGGCCUGCAACUAUCCUGCCUCCAUGUUGGACCUCAGCUUCCUAGCAUCUUUCAAGCUGCCCUCCUAUGAGGAGGUGGCAGCCCAGCCCAACACACCCCCUCCACCCUACAGCUCGGUGUUUGCCCUGCAGGGGGGCUCGCGCUACGCCCACGCUGGCCCCAGCGGCAUGACCUCCUCACAGAGCUCCCACAGCAACUACACCAGCUGCUCCUGCGAGUCCUGCUCGCUCACCUCCCACAGCAGCACCUCCUUCUCCGUGCAGGUCACCGACGAGACCGACACCAGCAACGCCACCACGCCCAGCGACGUCGGAGGCUCCAGGGUUCCCAGCGCCACUCUGGAGCCCGAGCACGCCAACCUCCCCACAACGCCUCCAACCGGACCAGAGGGUGCAUCGCCGCCCCAGCCUCCCGCGCCACUGGUGCUGUCCGACCCGUUAGGGGCCAUGUCCCUACCGGUAGAUGAGGACGGCCAAGGAGAAGAUGCAUCGCAGGAGCGCCCGUCCCCCAGGGCCACCCUCUCACCGCCCAAACACGCCCUGUUCUCCUCCAACGUGGACUUCUUCGAGCCGGACAGUCAUGUUUCGGCGGCCUCGGACGUUGAGGGAGACGCUGGGGAGGACGAGGAAGACGAUUUGGACGAUGAGAACCACUUCCGCCACCGCCGCCUGACGGGAGACUCCGGCAUUGAGGUGUGCCGCUGUAAGGUGAAGAAGGAGGAUGUGGACGUGGACAGCAAGAGGGACGUGUCUGACGACGGAGAGGGCACUGUGAGAGAGGAGGAGGGGAGGGAGGAAGCAGACCCUGUGCAUGACAGCGUUGACUGUUCCCUCCGUGCCGCCCAGGAAGCCCAAACCCAGUUGCCCCUGGAGGACUGUGUCUCCCAGUGCAACCCCACCCUCACUGUUCACAGUGAGUCCGCCAUCACGGUGCAGUCCUCGUGAGAUGGUAGGCGGGAUGAAGCAGAACCUUUCAACGUUGUUAAGAUAUUUGAAAAUUCGCAGUCCAUAGCUGUCAGUUAUGAUGGAGAAACUGACGGACUAUCAUAUUGUUUGAAGGCUGUAUCUCACCCCUGAGGGAUCAUGCAUAGAUUGCAUGGGAUAUAGAUGCCCUUCACUGUCCGCCAGACCUUUGGAGCUGUAUUUUGGUGCCCAGGAACCGGAAGGUGGCCCAAAAGACAAAAGCAGAGGGGUUCUGAGGUGACAUGGAGCAGGACGAGCAUAGAGCCCCAGAUGAGGACAUUUCGCCCGAUUCUCUUGUUCACUUUCACCCACACACACACACAUACACACACACACAACCACACACACACACACACUGCUGCCCGGGAGCAUCUGAGAACAAAAGAGCAUCUUUUCCCGGGCAGAGAAACAAAAGCGCCUGUGAAAAAUGCAAAUGGGCUGCCUCCCUUCCCUCUGGAGUGGCAGGAAGAAGAGCAGCAGCUGCGUGGAGCUGUGUGAAGUCAGCAUAAUGGCCACCCAGCUCACCCUCCCUGCCCAGACCCACUCUGCCCCUCCUGCAGCGCUGCCCCUGCCCUUUAGCUUCCUGACAAAAUCUGUUCCUCUCUCUCUCCCCCCCUCUCUCUUUCUCUCUCUCCCUCUCUCUGUCUCUCUCUCUCUCUCUCUGUCCCUCUCUCCUUAUUUAUCUGACUGAAUAGCCAAGGCUAUGAAAGUCUUGAGCUGUUGGCUUUUUUGGACACCAGUGACUCCCCUCAUCCUCUAACUUUCCUGUUGUGGCAGGAUGCUCCCUCCACUUACGGAUGUGCCCUUCAUUCUUUAAAACGCUGCUUGGACUGCUUGUCGAUUCUUAGGCAAUAAUAAUACAACUGAGGCUGAUGUGUUUGUCCUCUAACACAAAGGCUUGUCUGUGACUGGGGCUUAAAACUAUGAAUGUAAACAUUAAAUGCCUGAGAUGUUGCGGCUGAAGCAAGAGUUAUGAUCUUGCAUUUAAAUUCCUUCAGCCCCAAAACUUAGUUUAUAAAGGUGUGUGAAUUAUGGUUAUUACCUGUAGACUGGCAUGGCAUUGUUGCUCUGACUGUCUUCUCUACAUUGUAAUGAAGUUCUGAUGAGUUUGUUACACAUGAAGACACGUUUGCUAGUCCACGUGUGGUUCACAAUGGGACCCCUGAUACAAAACUACUGCUACUGAAUGUAAUCCUCUUUGUGGCUAUGGACACAUAUUUUUGGCCUGUUGAAUUAACAGACUUAAUACUCAAAUGGAAAUGUCCAGUGAAACAUUAUUUUGAAUUCAUCAAUGAAUUUAAUUGAGCUUUUUUUUCCCAGGAAAGUAUUUGAAGUGCCCAUAUGUGUUCUGAAUAUGUGGGUUCACCCCUACUCCAUUCCAUUUAAAACAACAGAAACCACAUCACAUUUUCAUCUACAACAUAUCAUACCCUUCUAACAUUAAGCUAUCGAAAAAAAAAAAAACUCUUUACAUUAUUUGUUAAAAAUUCCACACUGUGAAAAGGUAAAACUGAACAGUCAUUGUCAUAAGUUGUGGAUCUCAUUGGGAACAAUCCAAUGGUGACACAGUGACACAUAGACUAAUUGACAGCACAUACACACUUUGUAGACACAUUAAAAAAUUAAACGUUUUCAGUAGUUACAUUGUCAAACAAUGGCUAUCCCAUACUGGGAUGUGUACAAAGCCAAGUUCUGAGUAAACCAGUUUUCGUGCUAAGGGGUAGGAAUUGGUCUGGUCCAAUUCCUUACUGUAAACAGGCAGCUUCCUUGACUGUUCUGAAGCUUAACUUAGUUGUCACAUUGUGCAGUGGAUGUUAUUUUGGAUCAUUAGCUGAGACUAAAACAUUUAUAUUAAUUAAAGCUGUCUUUAUUUCAUCUGUGAAACGACAACAUUAUUUUCUGUUGAGUCAUUUUGACAACCGUGAUGAUUAGAGAGAGACGGUGUGCAUGGCACAGAGAUGGACCUAGUGCUCAAACUAAAAUACUACUCUUUGCUCUUACUAGUGUAGAUAUGCAGUAGGUGCGUGUGCAUUGGAAUGUGUGUUUUGGUGAGGAUGUGUGUCUGUCUAAAGCUCUUACUCGGCAGCUUCUGUGAAUGCACAGAAAGCAUUCUUUAGCUUACUUUACUUCUCCCCUAGUUGGUUAGUUCAAGUACAUUGUUGAAUGAUACACAGUAACCAUUUGGGAAAAAAGAAUGUGCUUAUUAAAAGCCAAAGGCAUAGUUGGAAGAAAUACCUCUUUGUUCUGUUUAGAAUCAACAUGGCAUUUACACCAUAAGAUUAUUUUGACCAGACAAUUGAUCGCUUUGUCUUAGCUUUGGCCUUCCAUUUAUAAGGACAUUUAAUUUGACCCCAGCUAUUUUCAAUUCCCUGAACUUUUUAUUAAUAUCAGAUAUGUCCACAGUUCAAUUUCAAUUUUAAUCUAAAUCAUAUAAUCAAUUGCAUCAAAAAUUUGAAUGCAAAAAGACAAUUCUUCAGUGCUUUUAGUGGUGUGGGUGAAAUACAAUGAUGUCAGUGCAGACUGCAUAGAAAGGUCAGUUGUAAAAAGGGAGAGGAUCAAGUACCCCACGUGCUUAAACAACAAGCCACUGGCUCUGCCCAUUGAAUCUCAACAGAGACUUGCUAUUAUCAAGCACUUACAGUCACGCGCCUAGCCGUAGCACAUUGAGGCUGAGAAUUAGAUAUUUGAACUAGCUGGAGCAUUAGGGCUAUUACAUUUUCUUUAUUUUCAUGUUGAGCUUGUUAUAGAUAUUGUUUCUUUUGUGUGUGCAUUCAUGUUUUAUCUCAGGAUAAGUUAGUGUGCCGACCUGUGGCCACAUUAUGAUUUUGAGUGCAAAGCCACUGUCAAAUGUUUUGCCUGGCAUAUAACACAGUCUGAUACUGUUGAAUUACUAGUGUUGUACAUAAAAGGGAAAUGGAUUUUAAAAUCAUCACAUUCAAAACUGUUAACCUUUCAAACAUGUGUGCUCUCCAUGACUAAGGCCUAGUGUCCGACUGUUAUCUCUAGAUAAGGCUGCGAGUAGAUGUUUACGCUUCCGUAACAGGCAACAAUAUGUUCUAUAUUUUUACUAUAGCUUCAUUUUUGUAAAGCGGAAAAAAGACAUUGAAAGUUGACACGCAAUUUGAUGUACUUAUUGUAGAAACCCUUGAGUGUUAGUGUGUGUUUGACUGCUCCUAAUCCCCUGAGGAGACCAUUUUAGAAAUGAGGAAAAAGAGGAAAUUCAUAACAAAUCCACUUUGACUGCUGGUGUACAUUGUAUAUGUACAACGUGUCCCAUUUCUGUGACAGUGGAGUGGUGUAGUCUGAUCAACUUUAAGUAGGCCUACCUAGUGCAGAUGUAACUAUUCCUCUAUCAUGGGGCUUAAUGUUGUUGUUGUUGUUGUUAAUUCACUUAAUCUCUAUAUCCUGCAUGAGAGGAGAGUGGUUAUGGAGUUGCCUCAAUGACUGUUUUCCCCCCUUUUGUUUUGACACAUGUACUUACCUAUUGUAAGUCAUACCAUCUGCAAAUCAUUAUUAAAUCUGGUUUAUAUUAGACUUUUUUACAUAACUUAAAUCAUCAAAACCUGCAGGUCUGUACAGGUGUAGUACAGCAAAGGCUGAAGGUUUCUAGUCUGUGUCAGUUACAGAUGACUAGUGUGCGUGGAGUAGUCUGUGAAAUAGGCCUGAAUGUUCAUUUUGGAUAUUUAUCCCUAUAUUUACUGUAUGUGUUGACUUGUCACUAAGGCCAACCCUGUCUGACUGUUGUGAGCAUUUUGUAACCUCUGUUAUUGACCUUUUCAUUUCAUGGCCUAUGAUGUAAGAAGUGCUAAUACUGUGUUCAGACUGUUUAUUUGUUCAAUGGUUUCAGUCUCCCUCUCCCACAAUGUCACAUCUUAUGUAGCACUUUAUGUUGCCACAAUGUAAUAAAAUGCUUGUCACAAUGUCAAAAUUUAUUUAUUUGAAAUGUUGGACUCAACUGUCUGAUGCUUAUGAAACAAUUUGUUGAUUUGUGUGGAAAUAAACGUUCAUAGUGAAAC
Molecule: messenger RNA, 5766 nt
Organism: Alosa alosa (allis shad)
Lineage: Eukaryota; Metazoa; Chordata; Actinopteri; Clupeiformes; Clupeidae
Product: WW domain binding protein 1-like
Exons: 7
Coding region: 332-1732 (466 amino acids)
Source: RefSeq, a predicted model, not a curated record